GUCUGCCGUAUCGCACGCUUGUUUAUUUUUACAAUUAGGUGCAAAAUGGCAGCUAAAAAAAGAAAGUUUUCCGAAGAUUACGUUAGGUUUGGAGAUACCUUCAUAGAAAAGGACGAGUUACAAUUGCCUCAGUGUGUGUUAUGUAUGAAAGUUUUAAGUAAUCAUAGCAUGAGGCCCAAUCGCCUUGAAAGGCAUUUGAAGCAACAACAUCCUACUCUGGUUUUGAAGACGAUAGAGUUUUUUUCUUCUACAGCAGAAUCACUCAAGCGCAUGAGACUGGAUAAAUCGGUGGAAUACAGUUUGAGGUGAAUGUUGUCUGAAGUACCUGAGAUUUCUAUUGGAG
Molecule: messenger RNA, 343 nt
Organism: Acanthoscelides obtectus
Lineage: Eukaryota; Metazoa; Arthropoda; Insecta; Coleoptera; Chrysomelidae
Source: the annotation of a GenBank genome assembly